Messenger RNA from Closterium sp. Naga37s-1, 567 nucleotides. NCBI's taxonomy places the organism in Eukaryota, Viridiplantae, Streptophyta, Zygnematophyceae, Desmidiales, Closteriaceae. The record is from the annotation of a GenBank genome assembly.
AUGGGCGCGCACGUGUCGCGACACGUGGACGAGCGGCUGGACGACCUGGAGGUGUAUCAGCGCGCAGUGGCCGCCACGUUCUCGGAGCGAUCCAAACCGCCAUCCGACGGCGUCGACGCGGCGCCGGGCAUUCAGCAGGCGCAGCUUCUAGACGCGUGCAAGGCCGUGCUGCAGCGAAUAUCGGCGGAACUAGAUCCGCGCGCCGGCCGCGUCUGCCUCCGCGUGCCCACCCCGCGCGACCUCGACUUCGCGCUUUCUCGCCAUCCCGCGCUCGCGCAGCUGCCCAUGCUCUCCUUCGCGGAGUUCGAGCGCGUCACGCGCUGUGUCUUAAAGCGCGUCGCCGCGGAUCGCGGGCGCCGCCUACUGCUCUUCGUAACAGGCGGAGUUAUAGCGGUGCAAAUGGCAAAGGGCACUAUCCCCGAGGCAACUGCUGCACUGAGUGAGAAACGAGAGGGAAGGGGGAAGGGUGGGAAGAGGGGGAAAGGCGGAGGAGGGGUAGGAGAGGAGAGUGACCAAUCAAAGGUGGACAACGGGCCAUUUCUCCCACAUUCCAGUCCCCCUCACUGA